UUGGAACCGCACGAGUUCGCCAGCAGCUGGAAUACAAAUGACAACUAUUGGCUGUGCAGCAAUGGCUCUCCAGACCCCCCUGUGUGUGACUCAGACCUGGAGAAUGCUGCAUACACAGAGUGCAGUGCAUUGUUUGGAGAUGUUUUCACAGAAUGCCACUGGUUUGUUCCACCUCAGAUCUACGUAACAAGCUGCAUUACUGAUUAUUGUACUUACCAGGGGGAUACAUCUCAACUCUGCACCUCUUUUGAGGACUAUGUGUCUGCCUGUGAGGUGGCUGAGGUGUUUCUAACAGACUGGAGAAAUCACACUUUCUGUGAUUUGGAUCCUUUACUACCGUCAACAAAUGCACCCAAACCAACCUCGCUGCCUGAAAGCUGCAGGUGGAGCUGCAACUUUGACCAGGAUGAUUGUGGGUGGGAACAACUCAUCCAGGACAGUUUUGAUUGGACUAGAUGGUCGGGGUCUACGCCAUCAGAACUCACCGGGCCGACCGGUGACCACACCACAGGAAACGGCUUCUACAUGUAUAUUGAGGGAGACAGUGUGCUUCAUGGUGACUCGGCCCGUAUGAUGACUCCUGUCUGCUACACCUUUGAAAAGCAGUGUGUGAGUUUCUGGUAUCACAUGUAUGGUCCGGCGAAUGUUAUGGCACUCAACCUUUACCUGUUUGAGAACAACCGCGCAGUCAAACUAUGGUCCAAAACCAAUAACCAAGGCAAUCGCUGGUUCCAAGCCAAGGUUGAAAUCAAACCACAAGCAGCUUUUCAGAUAAUCGUGGAGGGCAUUAGGGGUUCAGAUCCUCGCUCAGAUGUGGCCAUAGAUGACGUGGUCAUAAGGUAUGGUGAAUGUGAAGAUAUUCCCGGAGAUGACUUUGACACGACCACUCUGGAACCCCCUCGGACUAGUUCAAAUUCAGUCAUCCCCCAUCCAGUUUGUGGCCUGAACUGUGAUUUUGAGAGUGAUAUCUGCAGUUGGACUCAGUUGCUGACUGACGUUUUUGAUUGGACAAGACAGAUAGGCUCCACCCCAACAUUAAAGACUGGUCCUUCCUCUGACCACACAACAGGAAGUGGCUACUACAUAUACAUCGAGGGAGAUAGUGCCACUCACGGUGACACGGCACGCCUCCUCAGUGCAGAAUGCACUGACAUUCAACCCCAGUGUCUUCAGUUUUGGUACCACAUGCACGGUGCCAGCAGCACCAUGGGGCUGAGCGUCUACCAGUUUGAGGGUAAUUUGGCCCAGGAGGUGUGGAGGAGGAGAGAUAACCAUGGAGACAUGUGGCAUCAUGCGCUGGUGGAUCUGAGGCCGACUGUUAAGUUUCAUGUGAUCUUUGAGGGGCGUAGAGGAAGCACAGCCCUGUCAGAUGUUGCCAUUGAUGAUGUCUCUCUGCACCGUGGAACCUGUGAUGAUUUAGUAAACCAGGUGAAACCAACAACUCCAGGCCCGUUGCCACCAACAGUGCAUACUACAGCCAGACCCAUCCAAACUACAUCUGCAUCUGUUGAAACUACGUCCAGACCUACCCAAACCACAGCUGAACCUGUUCACACUACUACCAGACCCGUCCAAACCACAUCUGAACCCGUCCAAACCACAGCUGAACCCGUUCAAACUACUACCAGACCCGUCCAAACCACAGCUGAACCCGUUCAAACUACGACCAGACCAGUCCAAACCACAGCUGAACCCGUUCAAACUUCGACCAGACCCGUCCAAACCACAGCUGAACCCGUUCAAACUUCGACCAGACCCGUCCAAACCACAGCUGAACCUGUUCAAACUUCGACCAGACCCGUCCAAACCACAGCUGAACCUGUUCAAACUUCGACCAGACCCGUCCAAACCACAGCUGCACCCGUUCAAACUACGACCAGACCUGUUCACACCACAGCUGAACCCGUUCAAACUACGACCAGACCCGUCCAAACCACAGCUGAACCCGUUCAAACCACGACCAGACCCGUCCAAACCACAGCUGAACCCGUUCAAACUACGACCAGACCCGUCCAAACCACAGCUGAACCCGUUCUAACUACGACCAGACCAGUCCAAACCACAGCUGAACCCGUUCAAACUACGACCAGACCCGUCCAAACCACAGCUGAACCCGUUCAAACUACGACCAGACCCGUCCAAACCACAGCUGAACCCGUUCAAACCACGACCAGACCCGUCCAAACCACAGCUGCAACCGUUCAAACUACGACCAGACCCGUCCAAACCACAGCUGAACCCGUUCAAACUACGACCAGACCUGUCCAAACCACAGCUGCACCCGUUCAAACUACGACCAGACCUGUUCACACCACAAAUGAAUCUCUCCAAACUACAGCUGGACCUAUUCAAACUACAGCAUCAACACCCUCUUGCCCCAUAAACAGUCAUUACACCGACUGCAUUCCUGCCUGCGAGCCUACAUGUUCACACCUGCACGGCCCGCCGAACUGUAACACAGAAGAGCCGUGCGUGCAGGGGUGUGUGUGCGACGACGGCUUUGUGCUUAAACAGCGCACGUGCGUGCCCAUCAGUGAGUGCGGUUGCAAAGACAGUCACGGCAAUAUUCACAGCUUUGGUGAGGUCUGGUAUGGCAGCCAUUGCUCACAGAGAUGCGAGUGUGAGGACGAUGGGGAGAUAGAAUGUGAAGAUUAUGAAUGUGAUGGAAAUGAGAUAUGUCACGUGACUGAACAGGGGCAGCAUAUGUGCCAGAAAGCUGCGUUCAGCAAAUGUACAAUCGAUGAUGACCCGGAGUACAGAACUUUUGACAAGAUGAAGCACAAGUUUAAAGGCAAAGAUUCCUACAUCCUGGUCCAAACCACCAACCUCCCCAGCAACAUCCCCGAUGUUUAUGUGGUCACGGUCAACAAAAAAGUCAAAGACAAGAGCAGCGAGGAAGACAGCAGUGAGGAGGACGAUGAUGAUGGUCGUCUGCGUGCUAUCAGAAUCAGGGUCUAUAACCACACAGUGGACUUUAAAAAGGGCCGUAAAAUUAUGGUAGAUGGUUUAAGCGUUCAAGCUCCUAUCUCCCCCUCCGGAGGAAUCAAGAUUUGGGAUCGCUCUUCUCGAGUUUUUCUGAAGACUGACUUUGGCCUCUUUGUGGAGUUCGAUGGCAAACACAAGGCAGAGAUCACUCUUUCCCACGUGUAUAAAAUAAAGAUCGGAGGUCUCUGUGGAAAUUUUGACGCUGUGGGGAAAAAUGACAUGAUGAAGCCAAACGGGGAGCAGGCAAGGAAUGUGAAGGAAUUCGGAGAGAGCUGGAGAGUGACAGACAGACGGAGGCAGUUCAUUCUUUAAGAAAAAUUGCUUCAGGAGCUGAAAGAUUCGCCAUCAGCUAUCCAGCAUCUGACAUCACUAUGGACUUCCUUACUAAGCUGACACAUUACUUAAACUAGCUAGGGGUGUUUGUGUGCAACAUAUUCAUUUCUUAACAUGUCUUACAAAAAAAGUAUUCCCAUAAUUAUAGAAUGCCUCUAAAUGAACAGUAACAUGCAACUACUCUUAUGUUUGGGGCUGAUAUCUUAACACCCAAAUUGUUAAUGAAUAUUAAUUUGUUAGGAAUGUUUAUUUUAUUUGAAAAUGAUAAAUAAAGUUAGAUGUACAG
Molecule: messenger RNA, 3604 nt
Organism: Triplophysa dalaica
Lineage: Eukaryota; Metazoa; Chordata; Actinopteri; Cypriniformes; Nemacheilidae
Product: zonadhesin-like
Exons: 17
Cellular component (GO): membrane
Source: RefSeq, a predicted model, not a curated record